Messenger RNA from Eurypyga helias (sunbittern), 998 nucleotides. RefSeq names its product RNA-binding E3 ubiquitin-protein ligase MEX3C-like. Gene Ontology annotation, molecular function: RNA binding. The record is from RefSeq and is a predicted model, not a curated record. Lineage: Eukaryota; Metazoa; Chordata; Aves; Eurypygiformes; Eurypygidae.
GUUGCAAAAUAAAAGCACUAAGGGCCAAAACGAAUACGUACAUUAAGACCCCUGUUCGUGGAGAAGAGCCCAUCUUUGUUGUCACCGGACGAAAAGAGGAUGUAGCCAUGGCCAAAAGGGAAAUUCUCUCCGCUGCUGAACACUUCUCCAUGAUCAGAGCUUCCCGUAACAAGAACGCCUCUGCCCUGGGGGGCUUGCCGUGUACCCACAACCUGCCGGGUCAGAUGACGGUCCAAGUCAGGGUGCCUUACCGUGUAGUUGGGCUAGUGGUUGGACCGAAAGGAGCUACGAUCAAACGAAUUCAGCAGCAAACCCACACCUACAUAGUCACUCCCAGCAGAGACAAGGAGCCCAUCUUCGAAGUCACGGGAAUGCCUGAGAACGUCGACCGUGCACGCGAGGAGAUUGAGAUGCACAUCGCCAUGCGUACCGGGAGCUACGUCGAGCUGAACGAAGAGAACGACUUCCAUUACAACGGAACGGACGUGAGCUUUGAAGGAGGCACACUGAGAUCUGCCUGGCUGGCUUCCAACCCUGUCCCUCCUAGGCACACCAGAAUGAUUUCUAAUUAUAGAAAUGACAGCUCCAGCUCCUUGGGAAGUGGCUCCACAGAUUCCUAUUUUGGAAGCAAUAGGUUGGCUGACUUCAGCCCAACGAGUCCGUUCAGCACAGGCAACUUCUGGUUUGGAGAAACGCUGUCUUUGGUGGGCACAGAAGACCUUGCCGUCGACUCUCCCGCAUACGACACGACUCCCUCGCCUUCCCAAACAAUUUGGACUCCUUUCGAACCUGUAAACCCUCUCUCUGGCUUCGGCGGUGACCCUACUAGCAAUGCCAAGCCUCUGUGCCAGGGGAGUCAGCCAUCUACUCCUCGCCUGUCACCCACAUUUCUGGAAAGCCUGGAUCACCCGCUGGCUAGGAGAGUGAGGAGUGACCCGCCUAGCACCAGCCACCACGCCGGCCUUCCCAUGUACAUCCCCGCUUUCUCCAAUGGUACC